This is a messenger RNA of Polypterus senegalus (gray bichir), 6508 nucleotides long. RefSeq names its product ring finger protein 220a (gene rnf220a). Lineage: Eukaryota; Metazoa; Chordata; Cladistia; Polypteriformes; Polypteridae. Gene Ontology annotation, molecular function: metal ion binding; ubiquitin protein ligase activity. Gene Ontology annotation, biological process: protein ubiquitination. The record is from RefSeq and is a predicted model, not a curated record. Bases 606 to 2579 code for a protein of 657 amino acids. The transcript has 17 exons.
CUGAGAGGCACUGCUGCGCCUUCUUACUCGCAGGCACAGGCGGACAGAAAGAGGCAGCCAGCAGCUUUCGAGUCCCCGAUCCCAUCUUCUUGUGCUGCUCGGCACACAUUCCUUCUCAUCUGCACAUGUAAGCGACACCAUCCUCUAAACACAAGAAGCUGGGGGACAACCUCCGACACAGCAACCGGCUCGCCUUGUCUCACUCUCUACUUACUUUUCCGCUGUCCAUGCUGCUCCGCUGCCGGCGUCUUCUUGCCAAAGCUCCUGCACUUGUAAAGUGUCUGCGAGGAUAAAAAAAAAGCAAAAGCAAACGGGGCAUCGUGAGUCUCCAAGGGAUUGUUUUAAACACUCUUAUCUUCUCUGCCAGUCAAAGGAGAGGUGAACUUCAAUGAAUUUAUGCCAGAUGGAAGAGAAGAACGGGGCGUCACCGUUAUAAGCUACAUUACUAGUUUCUACACCAAGAAUGACCUUUCUUUGACAGGCUGUAUGCUAUAAGCAGUUCUGCUGGCCCCAGCUCCUCCCUGUGACUGACCUGCCACUGCCGUCACCCACUUCAGUCCUGCAUUUUGCUGAUUUUCAUUUCAGGGGACAAGGCACAUCUGAAAAUGGACUUACACCGAGCCGCCUUUAAGAUGGAAAGCUCUUCCUAUCUGCCAAACCCUUUAGCAUCUCCAGCAUUGAUGGUCCUGGCCUCCACUGCAGAAGCCAGCCGUGAUGCAUCAAUCCCCUGCCAGCAGCCACGUCCUUUUGGCGUUCCUGUGUCUGUCGAUAAAGAGGUGCACAUUCCCUUCACUAAUGGCUCCUACACCUUUGCCUCCAUGUACCACCGCCAGGGAGCUGUUCCGGGAGGGUUCCCUAAUCGUGACUUUCCUCCUUCCCUUCUGCAUCUUCACCCCCAGUUUGCACCUCCUAAUCUAGACUGCUCCCCAAUCAGCAUGCUUAAUCACAGUGGGGUAGGCGCCUUCCGGCCUUUUGCCUCAGUUCCAGAUGACCGUGAUGGCAGCGGCUACCAGUCAGCAUUUACUCCUGCCAAACGCUUGAAAGGCUGCUUGGAGGCAGAUGCCUCACCCCACCUGCGCUAUUCAGAUGCUGAUGGGAAGGAGUAUGACUAUGGUGGCACACAGAUCCCAUCCAGCUCUCCUGGGUCAUUAAAGGCCAGUGAAGAUGCUGGGAAGAAAAUCUUUGCAGUGUCCGGUCUUCUGUCUGAUCGCGAGACCUCCUCUAGUCCUGAGGAUCGCAAUGAGCGCUGCAAGAAGAAGACAUCGUUGUAUGACAGCCAAGCCCCAAUCUGCCCAAUUUGUCAAGUGCUACUCAGGCCAGGAGAGCUCCAAGAUCACAUGGAACAGGAGAUGGACCGGCUUACCCAACUUCACCUCAGUAAAAACGCCACAUUAAAGGACAGCCUACCUCCCAGCACCCCAAAGUCCGUUUUGCUAUCUGUGCAUAUAAAACGGGAAGGAGAGUCACCAACAGCAUCACCUCUCUCAUCAGAAGACAUUCAUCACUCCGACAGAUAUCAGACGUUUUUACGAGUGAGAGCGAACAGGCAGACGCGACUCAAUGCUCGGAUUGGGAAAAUGAAGCGGCGGAAACCAGAGGAUGGGCAGGUAUGUCCACUGUGCAGCUCACCGCUGACAGGGACAGAGGAGGAGAUGAGUAGGCAUGUGGAGCAUUGCCUGUUUAAGACUUUCCUCUGGCAGAGAGAGAGUGCUGGUGGAACAGAGGAUGACUCUGUUGACAUUGAUGGUGAGAAUGGAAAUCGUUUUGAAGAGUACGAGUGGUGUGGACAGAAGCGAGUACGUGCCACCUCUCUUCUUGAGGGUGGUUUCCGAGGUUCUGGGUUUGUAACAUGCAGCAGUAAAGAAAACCAUGACAGUGAUGCAGAUCUUGAUGUGGAUGGAGAUGAUACUUUGGAAUAUGGGAAGGCACAGUACACUGAAGCAGAUAUCAUACCUUGCUCUGGGGAGGAGCCUGGUGAAGCUAAGGAAAGGGAAGCAUUGCGUGGUGCAGUUUUAAAUGGUGGUACACCUUCCAACCGAAUUACACCAGAAUUUUCGAAGUGGGCUAGCGAUGAAAUGCCUUCAACGAGUAACGGGGAAUGCAACAAACAAGAUACCACAGCAGUCACACAAAAGACUUGUAAAAACAGUGACAUUGAAAAAAUCACAGAAGACUCUGCCGCAACAACGCUCGAAGCACUGAAGGCUCGCAUCCGGGAGCUAGAGAAGCAGCUUUCAAGAGGAGAUCGAUACAAAUGUCUCAUUUGUAUGAGGAAGAAAUUCCAAACAAGUGCUGAAGACAAGGGUGUGGAAUCCGAAAGUGUCAAAUCUGACAGUCUGUUUGCAAAGAAACUCCCUCUGAACAUUUACUGUUUUUAUAGAGGAUACAUAAUGAGGUGCAGUGGAAUAAGUCGCUUUUUCCCAACAAAGAGGGAUUCCUAUACAAUGCCUCUAACCUCAAUUCAGUGCUGGCAUGUACACUGUGAAGAAUGCUGGCUUCGAACUUUGGGCGCAAAGAAACUUUGUCCACAGUGCAACACUAUCACAUCUCCUGGUGACCUCAGACGUGUCUACUUAUGAAGAAACAGCUAGCUGGCUGGCCAUUACAGAUGGUUUCUUCAAAUAUUCAAAUUGUUUAGUUUCUUUUUCACGUUUCAUUUUUGAGGCCAGUAUUAAGUACACCUCCCAAAACUAAAGAAGCCAAAUUACUUUGUUUGGAUUUUGGACCUUAAUGGAGGUGGCUUACCAAUUCUGCCUCAGUAAAAGAAAAAAGUUUUUUUUUUUCUUUUUUUCUUCAUAAACACAUCAUGACCUAAAUCAUGCAGAUUCUGACUUUUUGGCUUUCUUCUCCUAGGCCAUGUAAGGCUAUCAUAGACUGGUAUCAUUACCAGAUUCAGAUAGUUGUCCGUUUUUCCUGCACUUUCAGUAAUAUGGAUUUUAUGGGAAGGUGCCAGCCACAUGUCAUUUUGGCCAUCACUUUUUCUUGUUGAACUUGUACCAUAUGAACUGGUCCUUUAGGAAAAGACAGAAGGUGGUUUUGGAGGCAGUAUGCUGAAGGGAGAGUUCUUCUGAGACUAUGGGACCCAAUUGCUCUCCACAAAACACUGACCUUUACAUCCCCUUCAUUAUUUAAUUUUGUGUUUUUUCUUGUGUGUUGUGUAGUGAAAAUGAUAAUUCAACCAAAUUAAAGCAAAAGAAAAAACACAGAGCAAGUGAAGCACAUGUAAUAUAGUCUAUGUAUGUUUACAAUGUUGUGUAUAAAUGGAAUAGAAUUAAAAAUGGACACACGCAUAGACACAAAUAUACUAAUAUGGUCUGAAUUUGAUUUAGUUUUAUUAUUAUUUUCUUUAAGAUGGGAAGGGGUAUGCUAAUGAAACUAAAAACACAAAGUAAAUGACCCUUUGUGUUUUAAACAGAUGCCUCCUUGUGGUUGGUGGUGUUAUUUAAUGUACAGAAAAAGUGAGUAACAUUUCACAGUUCCUCAAUGUAAAAUCUCUUCAUUUAAAAAAAAAAUCAGAUGUAAAUUAUUUAAAAAAAAUAGAUUAAAAAUACAUAAUAAAAUUAAAAGUUUAUAGACAAAUCUUGUUUGGUUAUAGUUAAAAGGCUGUUUGUAAGUUAGGCCACAUCUUAGAAUAAAGACAAAUUCUCACUUUUCCACUGCAAUUGUUAUGUCAUUUCUUGACAACCAAAUUGCUUUUAUUUGUUGUAUAUUGUCUUCCAGACACCAAAGCUUAAAACUAGUCUGGAGAAGUUUUGUCUUUUUAUAACAAACAGUUGGCAAUUUCUUGUGGCUUCUUUAAGAAUGAUGGGAAAUGUGUGGCCUGGCUGGAAUAUUGAGGCUCCAGUCUUUAAGAAGUGACUAUUGCAUCAGUGCAAAGCUAACCAUAGGAUUGUCCCAGUUCACUUAGUGACAUCAUCAUAAGACAAAGCCUUUGCAUAACACCUUUGAAGAAUCCUGUGAAAUGUAAUUCUUUUGUGCCUCACUCAGCAAACACACUCUUCUUGCAGGGCAGUAGUAGGUUGUGGUGUGGAUGUUUCAAACCCAGUGGUCUUUUGUUAUUCAGAAAUAUGAUUUUAUUUUUUUAAAGUUCAUAAUUUUUUUCUUUAUUGCAAAGUUCUUUCAUCUCCUUGCAAAUCAGCAUAUUUUUUCCAAAGAUGGUAAAUAAUGGCAAUGUAUAUUUAGUUUAGGAUUAAUGCUUAUAUCGUAAUACUUUGCGUCAUGUCAUUCCUAAGGCUGAAAUUACCCUUCUUGUAUUGCUGACACUUUAGCCUUCUACCCAGUAAAGAGUCUAAUUAUUAAUUGUAUGGCUUGGUUCCAGCUCAAGUUUUAUUCAAGAACAUGUGUUGUACUUUUGUGAAGAAAUUUACCAAAAUCAGUUAUUUCCAAAAGUAGUGAAUUGUUUUUGGUGGUUCUAAAGUGGGUCUUUUGAUAUUUCUUUGAAAGUAAUAGUAUGUGUAAGUUUAUCCAACUGUUUUUUUAACAAAAAUUUUCCUUUAGCAGAUGUCAUUUACAUGGCAUCCAUGUGCACAGGGCAUGAAUUAUACCUAGGCAAAUCACUAUACAGUUUAGAAAUUGUGCUAUUUAUAUACCCAUAUGACUCCUUAUUUGUCAUUAAAAUCUGUUUAUUAUCAAUAGGUGAUGAAUCUUAAAUACUUGACCUGAAAUUGAGUUGUAAAUUUUAGAUUAGUAUUAUCUGCUGUAAAAAAAGUAAGAAAUUUAAAAAGGGGGCUCCAUUAGAUUUAUGAAUAUGCAUAUUGUUUGCAGUUUUUGUUAGUUUAUAAACCUUUCCUUACAGAGAUUUCAAGAAUUGGGUAUGAAUGAUUAUGUAAAGCAGUAUAAUUCAGAAACCUUGUAUCAAAGCACUCUAUAGAUUUUAAGAGAUGAAAGGUGACUUCUGUGCUAUCUGUAUCCUAAAUUUCAUUUAUGGGAUUUUUUCUUUUUUAUGGUGAUGCAACACCUUUAGUAUGAAGUUUGUAGAUUGUCAUUAUUCCAGAACUGUUUGUCUGGUAUAAUCAUCUUUAAACCAUUUUAAAUUCACCCUGUGUAAUUACAUCUACUAAGCAAUAACUUACAAAAUACAGGCUAUAUUUUGUGGUCUGAGCAGAAGAACAACACCAUGACUCUCAACAUUUUGUUAAAAAAAGUUCAUGUCAUAUAUGGUCUUUCUUUACUGGUUUGUGUCUAAUAAUAAACAAUAUAUGUACAUUGCCAUGCUAAAAAUCUGUAUAUAAUGAAGUGUUUUUUAUGAUUUUUUUUUUUUUUUAUUUAUUUUAUGUAUCGCACUUUUUCAGAAAUGAUGCUGGGUGGAGAGUAUUGGGCCCUGCGUUUUUUUCCCCACUGUGGCAGAGAUCUGCUUUAUUAGUAUUUCGCUGAACAAAGUUGUACUUUGUGUUUGUAAAUCAGUAUGUAUUCUGUAAUAUUUGUUUUUAUGUACACAAAAUAAAGUAUGUCAUCCUUGUAUAGAACAUUGUUAAAAAAAAAACAUUUUGAAGGUCAUCUGUGUCAAUGGUUGAAUACUAUUGUCCUUUGAAACAGUCUGCUAUUGAGCCUUCAUUUUAGUAACAGCCCUCCAAUGUGCUUUAUUUGAAAUAUUCUGAUCAUCAUACCCCCCUCCAGAUGCUUAGCUGCAGAAUAUUAUCAUUAAUGCUUCAAGGUUUUUGCAUGAUUUUGAACCUUGUACUGCCUCAUAGCCACUAAAAACAUGCCUUGACCUGAACAUGAAGUGAGGGGUGUCCCAUUAUUGAUAUUUUAGUAAUUAUAUAUGCAAAUAAUAUGAGUUAAUUGAUCUGAAAUUUUCUGGAUUUUACUGGCUAUAUUUUAAAAAUGGAGGCAGGGUUAAGGUGGGCAGGAAGAGCUAUGUGUGUGUUUUUGUUUGCCUUCAAGUCUUAAAUGCCAGCCUAAUGUUGUCAUAUUUGGUAGUAAUCACUUCACUAACCCAAGGGUGUUUUUUUUUUCCCCUAAUCAAUUGAUGUAAUUUUCUGUCUCCCUCGAAUGCUUUAGUAACCAUUAAGGUUACAAGAAUAGCUCUCCGGUUCUGGCUUGCCUCUUCCCACUCUCCCUCAUAUGCUACAAUUCUACAGUUUGGCAUGAGCUGAUGAUUGGUAAGGUCACAUUGGUCAGCUGAGCCAACAUUUGUGACUUGUUUUGUGUGUCAGUUUCAUGUUGGAGCCUUUAAAUAGCCUAAAUGAAGGCCUAAGUUAUCCAAACAGAAUUAUGAUGAACCAAACCAAAAUAUUUUAGAAUCAUCACAUACGCAGUCGGUUAAACUUGUUGAACCUAAGGCCUCUUUUUUUUUCCCCCAUGGUCAGUCUUCCUUCUGCUUCCACUACUACAUAUUCUAAUACCACUGACUAAAAUUUGCCCCAAAGAAGGUAACUUGCACAAGGUGGUUUUUUUCAGUUGUGUCAAGUGAUGUGUAUAAUGUAUACUAUUCUAAAAUGGUACUUGUCUUUCCAGUUUGUAAACUACAUUUGACAUCAAUUAAAGGGUCAUAAGUCUUACCCGUAAA